AUGAAUAGCAAGAAACGGAGCAGGAGUGGAAAAAGCGAAUGCAUGACUUUGCCACUUGAAAAAACGGAGCUCCUUAUUGAGAACAUCCACAAUCUGAGGAACGCAAUAGCUCUUUAUAGGAAGGAACUCCAGGAGAAAAACAAAUACAUUAGUGAUGUUAAGGCAGAUUUGACUUUUUAUGAGUGCUUGCUGAGGAAUGUUAAUGUCGUGUGGCAUGUUUUCAAUGAUGAUUUGUUGAGAUUGGCAGGGGGAGGUGUGGAGGAGGAGGCUACUGGUGAUGGGCGAUGCGAUGGGGGGGGAGUUGGCGCACUUGGCGGUGUUUGUGGUGUUGGCGACGUCUGUGGAGAUUGCCAAGAUAAAGGCGACUCCCGGUGUGAUGGAGGGGGGCACCCUCAACAACCUACGUGGCAAUGUGAAAAAGCUGCCCCCCCCUACUACGAUGUGGAGCAGUUUAAAAGGAUUUUUUUAAAAUACGUGAGUAAGCAUAAGAAGGAGAACGAGGAAGAGGAGGAGGACUCCGAUUUUUUUAAUUCUCCAUCGGAGGAUGACGCUUGUGGGGAAGAGAACAGUCAAAUGGAGGAGGGGGAACUGCCCAAUGGGAGUAGUACACUAAAGGGGGAAUCCUUCCCAAGCGAUUUGAAAAGAAGCCAAGAGGGUAACGAAGCGAUGUAUGGAACGGAGAAGGAUCGAAACAGAAGACAACCGAAUGAGUUGUCAUCGUCGAAAGGCACAAAGGGAAGUAUUAUGGAAAGCGACACGGGGAGUGGAAAAAUGGAACAACUUGGAGAAGGAGCUCAUAGCGGCAUGAAGGACCACAUGAAGGGGGAAGACCUCUCCAAUGAUGAAGACAACGGGAAGAGGAUGUAUCUAAGUUCAAAGGAGGAAAUAAACUUCGACGGCGCGUUGAAAGGGGGGGUGGAGCGGUCGGCUGGUACGCAAGCAGCUCGCCAAACAGACCGCUCCCCCCCCACCGAUGUCAAGGUAAAGAGGGAACGUGGCGAGUCAGGUGAAGGAGCGGCCCAGGGAGCAGCCGGAGAAGCAGCCAAAGAAGCAGCCGAAGGAACAGGGAGGGAAGACCUCGCCGCAGAUCUACGGAACGGAAGCCCACUGGAUCGUAAACUACAAACGGUCUUCUUAACCAACAUGAAGAAGACCAUCACUGUGCUAAACAGAGUGUUAGACUCCCCAAAGAGGGUCAUCCCGAAUUACAGCAAAGAAUACGUGAGAAAAUUGCAUUACGAGAAGAAGCUGUACUAUGAGAAGUUUAUAAGUGAGAAAAAGAAGAGGGACGAAAUGGAGAGUAAGUGUGAUGAACUGAGGAUAGAGUUGGAUCGAUUGGAAAAGAAGAAGACGGCUCUCCUUUUUAAAUUGAACAAUGAGAGUAUCUGUAACAGCAUUUUGGAAGAGGAGAACACCAUGGAGAGCUUGGCGAAGGAGACGCUAAGUGGGGGGUGCACCAAAGGGGAAGACACAGGGCAACGUAAUCAGAUUGGCAUCGCGUGGGAGAAGUGCGGCUUUCUCAGUUACUCCACUGGGAGGGCAGGAAAAACUGCGGUGAAAGGUGAAGGUGGGGAGGACGUCGUAAGAGGGGACAGCACCAUCCUCGGAAGCGGAAAAAAGGACGCCGCUGAUCGUGGCUGCCUCUCCGGGGAGCACCCCGCGACGCCAUGCUUUCUCCACUUCGACAAAGUCAUAACGAAGGAGAAGAUACUUCACAGCGAACCGUUCAGGAAACUCAUCAAAGAGUCCACCGAAGUGUAUAAAGAGCUCAAAGAAAGAGAAGGCGAAAUUGUGGUAUUAAAAAAUGAACUUUUAAAAAGAGAGCAAAUGCGAGAUGAGGAAUACGAGAAUCUACUUAACGACACCAUGAAUGAUAAGAAGUGCUUGUCAGGUAAAAUAAAAAAUCUGGAAGUCGACCUUAUGACGUGCAGUAUGGAGAGGGAGAAGAUGCAAAGAAAGGUGAAUAUGCUGGAGCAUGAAAUUAAGACCUUGAAGGGCAUCGAAGCGAACCAUGUAAUGCAGCUGGAGCAGAAGGAGAAAGAUAUUUGUCGAAUGAGAGUUUCCAUCGAUAAGUUAAAGGUAUCGGAGAGUACAUUACGAGAGAGGAUUAUUUCCUUAGAAACUGAAGCCGCCGUAGGGGAAACAAUGCUCAAUGGGACAUGCGACGAAUUGGUAGCCGUGCCAGGAGGAGAUCUACACAGCGAACUGAUCGCGGAGAACAAACAACUGAGGCGCGCUCUGGAAAAAAAAGAAAAUGCAGAAAAGGAACUAUCCAUAUUGAGAAAAAACUACGAUGCAAUGAGCGAAGAAAUAGAAGAGAUAACGAAAGAAUUUGAAAAAAAACAGGAACAAGUGGAUGAAAUGAUUAUCCAAAUAAAAAACAAAGAAUUCGAAUCUUUGGAAAAAUACAAAAACAUAAUGAAUAAAACAUACGUAGAAGAGAAUAUCAAGCAACUAGAACGGACAUAUGAGGAGAAAAUCUCCUCCAUAAAUCGAUUAUACGAAAAAUAUGAAAAUUUUGCAAACUUAUAUUUGUCAUUGUUUUACUAUGCCAGAAGAAGUGCUGUCAUUUCGGACAGUGCGCAUGAAGAGCAGAUGAGUUUGUUCGUUAAAAUGAAAGACAAGUGUGAAUCGAUAUUCCAGAGGAAGAAUGAACUAGAGGAGAUUCUCCGAACAGUCUAUGGUUCGAAUAGGAAGCUAAUAGAUAAAUGCAUUGCGCUGUAUAGGGAAAAUCAGCACCUGGAACAAGUCGCUACCUCCAGUAAAGGCAGAAAAAAUCCGAAAGAUGCUUCCUCCAAAGGGGAGGGGAAGGAGAAGGAAGAAGAAGAGGGAAAGGAAGCAAAAGAAGUAAAACACGAGGUAGAGGAAGAGUUGGAAGACAAGCAGUUACUAAUCGAAGAGAACAAUGAACUACGCAGACGGCUAAUGUGCAGUGUCUGCAUGGAGAAUUUCAAAAAUCAUAUCAUCGUCAAGUGUGGCCACAUAUAUUGUGAGAGCUGCAUUUUUAGUAAUCUGAAAACUCGGAACAGGAAGUGUCCCCAGUGCAAAAUCCCCUUCGAUAAGAAGGACCUGCAGAAGAUUUUCCUCGACUGA
Messenger RNA from Plasmodium inui San Antonio 1, 3093 nucleotides. RefSeq lists its product as hypothetical. Gene Ontology annotation, molecular function: ubiquitin protein ligase activity; metal ion binding. The transcript has a single exon. The coding region runs from base 1 to 3093 and encodes 1030 amino acids. NCBI's taxonomy places the organism in Eukaryota, Apicomplexa, Aconoidasida, Haemosporida, Plasmodiidae. The record is from RefSeq and is a predicted model, not a curated record. Gene Ontology annotation, cellular component: HULC complex; nucleus.